AUGUCUGCCAUCUCAGACUACUCGUAUUCAUACGGCGGCGACAAUGAGGAUGGCAACGAGCCAGAGGCCGAGACCAAAGUCAUCUCGCACGACUCGGGCGACUCGGGCGACUCGGGCGACUCGGGCGACUCGGGCGACUCGGGCGACUCGGGCGACUCGAGUUCGUUGCCUCUGAGAGUGACCACGUCUGCAGCGAGCCUGGCUAAUGCCCAGGUGGAGACCGGCGCCGGCCCGCUCACCGCUCCGCUCCUCAAGUCGGGCGCGCUGAUCGGAAGCCUUCCGCCUCCGGCUCCACCACCUAUGCCCGAGAUUUCGUCAGUGCCGGCGAGGACCCGCAAGCCUCCGCCGCACAAGUUUGUCCGCCCGCCUAUGCUCGGCAUCCCUGUUCAUCUCAGCUGGAAGGAGCUCGAGCCGCCAAAGGUUGGCCGGGUCCAGUGGAUCCGCUCGGUCAUCGAGCUGCCAGUGGCCAUGCUCAUUCUGUUUCUCUCGGUCUCGCUCGCGCUCGGUGGCCUGGUCUACGCGCUCACGCCUGCAAACGAGAUGGCGUACGGCGUCAAGCGCCAGCAUCAGCUCUGGUACCUCUCAGUCGAGCUACUCGGAUGGGUCGCCCUUCGGGUUGUCAUUGGCGCCAUCUUCCAUCGGGCCGAGCCGCGGUGGUACUUUUCGUUUCCGUUUGUGGUGCUCGAUGGCUCCAAGCGGACGCUGACAACGGUCAUCUGGGCCAUCGUCUCGCUCGCGCUGCUCGAGACCGUGGUGGGCGACUCUGAUGGCGGGCGACUCGACACCCGGCUCAACAAGGCGCUCUCGACUAUUCUAUUUGUCUUUUCCGCCCAUCUCGUCAAGCGCGGCCUCGAGCGGGUGUAUCUCGAGCACAUCAACCACGAGCUGCACGGCGCCGACCUCGAGGCACACCUCGCCAAGGAGGCAUCCGUCGCAAAGUUGCGGAUGUGCCGACCGGAGCUCGCCUCCAAGUGGGUCACCCCGCCCGAGCCGCCGGUCACCUUUGAUUUCACCUACACCAUGCGCGCCCUCCUCGGCCCCGUCCUCAAGCCUGAGGUCUUUACCCACUCGGAGGAGGAAAAGCAAGCGGCAGCAGCGGCGCGGGCCUCGGACAUUGUGCUCAACCUCGACCCGGGCGAUGUCGGUAAGUUUGGCAUCGCCGACGUCGAGGCUUACCUCGAGCCUGGACCCGAGGCCGACGCCGCCAUGGCCCUGUUUGCACCAAGCAAGCGUGCCAACAUCGCCACUAUGGAGGUCGACUACGAGACGGCAGUCUCGGCCAUCACCGAUGUGUUCAACUCGCGCGAGACGCUUUACAAGGUUCUCCACGAGCGAGCCAAGAUCUCUGCCAUCAUUGCGUACGUGACUGGCGCGGUCUUCUGGCUCUCGGCCUCGGUCGGGGUCCUCAUCUCGUACGAGAUCGACUUGCUCAAGUUUGUGCUCCCGCUUCUCGGCUCCUUCCUCGGCCUCUCGUUUGUGUUUGGCAACACGGUCCAACAGGCGUUCAACGCCUUUGUCUUUACCGUUGUCCUCCACCCGAUCUCGCACGGCGACCGCAUCACCGUCACCGUCGGUUCGUUUACCUAUCCAACGCUCAUUGUCUCGUCGACCUCGCUCCUCCUUACCGAGUGCUACGCCACGGACGGACGGCUCUUUGUCUUUCCCAACUCGCUGCUCUACGGCGCGGUCAUCACCUCGUUCAAGCGAUCGCGUGAGUUUGCGCUCCUCCUCUCGCUCCAGGUCCAGGCUGAUAUCUCGCUCGAGCAGUUUACCUCGGUCGAAGCCGAUGUCAAGGAGUUUCUCAAAGUCGACUCGGGCACCAUGCCGUGGGACAAAGAGAUCAUGGUCUUUGUUGACGAGAUCACCAACUCGAACCGCCUCCAAUUUAACGUCCGCGUCAAGCUCAUCGCCGUCACAUGGAACGCGCCCAAGAAGUUUGUCCUCGCCCGCACCCGCCUCCUUCUCAAGGUCCAGGAAAUCCUGCGAACCCACGGGAUCUCGUACGAGCAGCCGAUCCAACCCGUCCGCUUCAUCAACGGCCCGCAAGCUGCGGUCUUCAACGGCGGCUUUGAUGCAGGGCUCACCGCUGGGCAAGCCGGAGUCCCUGGCUCGGGGGUGGACACCCACUUGUCUCUCCUGCUGCGUUUCCGACUCGACGUUAUCGCGGUCAUGGAUCCAGCGCACGCCAUCGACAGCGCAGGCUUGCGAGUGCUCUUUAUCCCCGGAACCGGCGCGCAUGAGGCGCAGAUGGCAAAGUACACUCUCUCCACAGCACACUACUCGGCGUCUGCCGAUCAGUAUCCCGUCGCCUGGUUGCCGCCGGCCUCGACCCGACUUGUUGAUCUCCCCGAAGCGCGGCGCCAGACAAAUCGUUGGGCGCCGCACAUUGUCCCUGCAUUCUUGCAAUACGCCAUUCGCGCGUAUGUUGAGCCGUGGUGGACCGGCGUUGCCCUCGACGACCCGGCGCCCGGCUGGUUUCGCCCGCUCGACGCAGGCCGGACCGACUGGGGGCAGGACGGCGAGAUCGCGGCUGUCCUGGACGCGCUUCGCGAGCUUGGCGAGGACGAGCCAGGAGCCAAGGUCCUGCUCUUUGGUUGCUCCCGCGGCGCAGCGGUGGUUGCAGGCGCCGUCGCUGCUCUCGGCUCGGAGACGUGCGACGUCGACGUAGCGGUGGUCGGCGCUGUUCUCGAAGGAUGCUUCGAUACCAUUCCCAACGUCCUCGCCGCGCGCUACACGGGGUUCGGUGGCAGGCUUGUCGAGCGUGUGUUGCGGCUGGUGACGUCAUGGCGACCGGAUGGACCGUCGCCGCUGGCGCAAGCUGCCGCCAUUGCCGCCGCGGGCAUCCCGCUGCUGAUGGUCACCUCGGCUGUUGACACCAAGGUUCCGCCGCAGUGCACCGUCCGGCUUCACCGCGCGAUUGCCAACGCAGGCAGCAAGCCGCGGCUCCUCAUCCUCGCCGACUCUCCGCAUCCGAUGUAUACCUGUGCAAACGCUGACGACAUGGCUGCGUACAAGGCGGUACUGCUCGAGUUUAUCCACAGUCUCUGAUCGAUGCCUCCACUGCCAGGCCCCCAUCCGAGGCGAGUUGCCGCCCGAUUCCGAGCCGCUGACUGC
Molecule: messenger RNA, 3114 nt
Organism: Thecamonas trahens ATCC 50062
Lineage: Eukaryota; Apusomonadida; Apusomonadidae
Exons: 3
Coding region: 1-3048 (1015 amino acids)
Biological process (GO): monoatomic anion transport
Cellular component (GO): plasma membrane
Molecular function (GO): mechanosensitive monoatomic ion channel activity
Source: RefSeq, a predicted model, not a curated record